Molecule: messenger RNA, 570 nt
Organism: Drosophila hydei
Lineage: Eukaryota; Metazoa; Arthropoda; Insecta; Diptera; Drosophilidae
Exons: 1
Coding region: 2-502 (166 amino acids)
Molecular function (GO): protein binding
Source: RefSeq, a predicted model, not a curated record
AAUGCCACCCAGUCGCAGAUUGGAGGCACAGUUCAAUCGGCUAACGGUACACUUCAAGAUGCAUCCAAUGGCAGCUUGGCUAUUGAUGGCGCUGAUGGCGCUGAUGGCAGGCCCAGCGCUGGCCGCGGUACUGGUGGAUUAUGCGACGGCUGGCAGCGAGGAUAUCUAUUUGCAGCCCAACAGCGGACUGGACGUGGCGUGGGAGGAGUACAAGGAAUAUCCAGACGAUGGGGAGCAGGAGCAGGAGGAGCAGGAGUUGGAGGAGCAGCCACAGGGUGACAACAUAGAGGCAAUUGGCCUGGAUGAGAACAGCUGCGAGUAUAGUUGUCCGCGCUAUUAUCGCCCCGUUUGUGCCAGCCGCAACGACCAGCUGAUCACCUAUGCCACGCCCUGCGAAUACUUCAAUCACCUGCGCUGCGCCAGCGUCGCUCGCAGCCAGGGCAAGGAGACGCCCACCUAUCAGCUGUUGUAUCAAAGCGCCUGCAAAGAGAGCAGACGCUGAUUAUAUGAUUGAUUGAUUGAGUGAUUGAUUGAUUGAUUGACUGAUUGAAAGCAAGCAUGGAAUUAGUU